AUGUCUUUGCGUCAGCUUGUGCGUCCGAUCGCCACACUUCAGUCAUCGCGAAGUGCUUCUGCUGCCGCCACCAAGCAGAUCCUCGAAUCGGCCCCGGCUGCUCAUGUCACUUCGUUGAAGAAUGGUUUCCGCGUAGUCUCCGAGGACAAUGGAAAGCCAACCGUCACUAUUGGGAUCUUUGUCGAGAAUGGCAGCCGUUUCGAGACGCAACAAAACAGCGGCGUUUCCUCAUUUCUUGAGCAUCUUCUCUACAAGGGCACCAACAAGAGAACGCAACAACAGCUCGAGACAGAAUUGGCUGGCCUUGGAGCUUCUCUUUCAUCGGAAACUGGACGUGAUCACACAGCUUACUAUGUGCAAGCCGCCUCCAAGGAUGUCGAGAAAGUGGUCGACAUCGUUGCCGAUAUCCUUCGUAACCCGAAGCUCGAUGCUGCCGCUGUUGAGAAAGAACGUCAAGUGUUGUUGAACAAACUUGAUGAAUUGGAGGGAAACUACCAAAACUUGACCUUCGACAUGCUUCACACUACCGCUUUCCAAGGAACAGGACUUGCCCAUUAUCCACACGGAACCACGAAGAGCAUCCAGGAAAUUACAGCUGAUCAGAUUCGACAAUGGCAAGCCGACAACUACCGUCCUGUUCGAAUGGUGCUUUCGGCUGUUGGUGGAGGAGCGGAACACGGAAAGCUUGUUGGACUUGCUGAGAAAUACUUUGGUGAUUUGUCGAACGAGUACCCUGGGAAAGUGCCCAGCGAUUUGGGCAUCCGUUUCACUGGAUCCGAAUUCCGUUUCCGAAACGACAAAUUUCCAGCAAUGUUUGCCGCAAUCGCCGUGGAAGGAGUUGGAUACGGACAUGCCGAUGCUCUUCCUUUGGCUGUUGUGGCCAACGGAAUCGGUCAGUGGGAUGCCACUCAUGGAUCCUCACACAACGCACCCAAGAGACACGUGCAACGACUUGUUGAAGGAUACGGGCUUCACGGUUUUGAGCAAUUCAACAUCAACUACAAGAAUACCGGUCUUUGGGGGGUGUACUUUGUGGCCGAUGGAAAAGAUUUCGAGAAUGUCACCAAUAUCCAUUCGAUCAUCCAAAAGGAGUGGAAGCACAUGGCUUGUGCUUUGGAAGCUCAAGAGGUUGAGGGAUUGAUAAAUCAAUACCGCAACCGAUUCUUCAGCAAAGUCGAGUCCAACACCGGAAAGGCCAAGUUCAACGCCAAGGAACUUUUGUACACGGGUCACCUUCGUUCAUUGGCCGAUGUUGAGGAACAAUUGAGCAACUUAUCCGCCAACUCGAUCGGACAGGCUAUGAACCGUCACAUCUACGAUAGGGACAUUGCCACAGCCGGUGUGGGACGCACCGAAGGUUUCCCCGAGUACAGCUACAUCCGACAGCGAAUGUGGUGGUGGCGCUUG
Messenger RNA from Mesorhabditis belari, 1407 nucleotides. The record is from the annotation of a GenBank genome assembly. NCBI's taxonomy places the organism in Eukaryota, Metazoa, Nematoda, Chromadorea, Rhabditida, Rhabditidae.